Messenger RNA from Styela clava, 1382 nucleotides. NCBI's taxonomy places the organism in Eukaryota, Metazoa, Chordata, Ascidiacea, Stolidobranchia, Styelidae. The record is from RefSeq and is a predicted model, not a curated record.
ACAUCAGUUUGCUCUGACGUUUAAUUUCAUCUAAUCUAAAGAAAAGUCACCUGGACACUUGACAGUUCUAGAACAAAAUGCAGAAAUUUCUUCUAUAUGUUUUGCUACCGGCUAUUGUAAUAUCUAUGUUACUCGAUCACACACAAGGAAAAAGGUGCGAAAAUGAAGAAGACUGUGUUUAUGGCCAAUUUUGCAACACAACUUCGUGGGCGUGUCAGGAUAAAGAAUGCGAAGAAGACUAUGACUGUGAUAUUGCCCGAUUUUGCAAUACGAGUGCAUGGGCGUGUCAGGAUAAAGGCUGUGCUGGAAACGCAGACUGUGAUUCAUUCCUCGAAGUGUGUGAUAAAAGUUUGAAGAAAUGCCGAGAAAUAAUGUGUGAUGUCAACAGCGACUGUCUUGGUUCCCAAUAUUGCGAUCAAAAUUCGAGACAGUGUCUCCUAGAUGAAGGAUGCGAGACAAACGAUAACUGUGCUUCUGGCCAUUAUUGCGAUUCGGGACAUUGUAAAUCAGGCUGCCGUCAAGACAAUGACUGUGUUAUAGGCGAAAUUUGCAAUGUAGAUUCGGGUAUUUGUGCGAAAGGCUGUGGUGAAGACGAGGACUGUGGCAUUUUCGAAUAUUGCGAUAAAAAUUUGAGGACGUGCCAAGAUAAAGAAUGCGAAAAUGACGAUGACUGUUAUCCUGACGAAUUUUGCGAUUUGAUUUUGUGGACGUGUGAGAUUAAAGAGUGCGGAGAAGACGAUGAAUGUGAUGAUGGCGAAUAUUGCAAUACAUCCUUGUGGACGUGUCGGGAUAAAGAGUGCGAAGAAGACGUUAAAUGUAAUGAUGGAAAAUAUUGCAAUACAACCUUGUGGGCGUGUCAGGAUAAAGAGUGCGAGGAAGACGAUAAAUGUAAUGAUGGAAAAUAUUGCAAUACAACCUUGUGGACGUGUCAGAAUAAAGAAUGCGAAGGAAAAUAUACCUGUGAUAAUGCCCGAUUUUGCAAUACGAGUUCAUGGACGUGUCAGGAUAAAGUGUGCAAAGGACACGAAGACUGUGAUACAUCGUCCGAAGAAUGUGAUUUAAAUUUGGGGAAGUGCCAAGUAAAAAGCUGUGAUGAUGACUAUGAAUACUGUCCCUUUUACCAAUAUUGCGAUCAAAAUUCGAAAAAGUGUCUAAAUAGAGAAUGCGAGACAGACGAGGAAUGUGCUUCUGACCAAUAUUGCGAUUCGGGAAAGUGUGUACAAGAUCCGUAAGCUAAAUGCUAAGAUGAGAAAAAGAUUGAGCAAAUAUCAUAACAUCAUAAGCCACUCAGCGUUUGCACAGAGAUGAAUCAAUGCAAUCGAAGAUAAUGAAUUUGUUCAUAAUUUGCUGAAUAUGGAAUAAAAUAAUAUUCUGCAAAAAUA